CAACAACUAGAAGCGUAGCAGCAACAACAACACCAGCCAUGGCUGUGGCCUUCUACAUACCGGAUCAGAAGGAAAUGCUGCGCAAGGCGCGCGAACAGGAGAAGCAGCUGUUGCGUCUACGUCAAUGGCAAAUGGCAACAGUUGUAUUGAACACGAUACGCCAGCUAAUGGACUCCACGGCCAGCGAGUGCGUGCAGCGAGCGGGACGUAAGUGUGGCAAGUGGCGCAAACCAUCGCAGUGAAAAGCGCAGAGUUGAGUAAACAACAACAAGAACAACAACUACAACAGUUACUACUACUUCUACUACAACAACAACAACAACAAGUCCGUCAAAAGCAAAAACCGUUGACUAUAUUAGUCUUAACUGAUGGGCUAAAACGCCGACGGCCCCAACAACAACACCA
Drosophila arizonae is the source of this 405-nucleotide messenger RNA. RefSeq names its product reaper (gene rpr). NCBI's taxonomy places the organism in Eukaryota, Metazoa, Arthropoda, Insecta, Diptera, Drosophilidae. The record is from RefSeq and is a predicted model, not a curated record.